This is a messenger RNA of Ogataea angusta, 1689 nucleotides long. RefSeq lists its product as uncharacterized. Lineage: Eukaryota; Fungi; Ascomycota; Pichiomycetes; Pichiales; Pichiaceae. Gene Ontology annotation, biological process: tRNA methylation. The coding region runs from base 1 to 1689 and encodes 562 amino acids. The transcript has a single exon. Gene Ontology annotation, molecular function: tRNA (uridine) methyltransferase activity. The record is from RefSeq and is a predicted model, not a curated record.
AUGACUGAUACACAGGCUUCUCCCCGGCGCAACACCGAGGCGACUCUAUCUGCGCGCGAGAUCCCCAAUAUCCGCGACAAACCGUCUGUGCUGGGUCCGGAAUGGUGCGGUAUUUUCGAGAUGCCGGUGACCUUCGGGGCCGCGCACUUCGAGCAGGCCAUGAGUAAUCUGUUGAAAAAUCCCAAUAUCAACUCCACAGUCAUUCUCAGAGCAGACGUGCUGAAGAACUACCGAUACACGUACACGGAAGGGUCCGACGAGCCGUUUUUGGACAAAUACAUAGCCGAAGACCCAGAAGCCAUUUCCAUCGGCAGCGACAACCCCGAGGAGCCCAUACGGUCGCGCUACCUCGACGACAUAGAGAUCAAAAGCGUGCCUAUCAGCAAGGCAUUUCGGCCGAAAGUCGAGAUGGUGAGAAGAAUCAUACCUCGCAACCCGUCCAAAGAUUACGUGAUCAACCAGACGUGUCUGAUGAUGGAGGAUAGCGAGGACUCUAUUCUGAUCGUAUACACUCCGCACAUCAGCAAGCCCGAGGAGACUCCAUUCUAUCUGCCGCCUGUGCGGUCCAUCGGGCUGCUAUAUUCUCACGGAAACCUCUCGAUCCACUAUCUUCCGUUUGGCACGCUUGAGGAGCUUAGAACCAUGAAACCGAUAGAAAGACCGAUCCGAAUCGCAUACAGACUGAUGAGCACUGCGCAGCGGCACUCUGACGGCGUGGUCAAGGGGUACGAGAAGCGGGUCAACCACGAUCUGAUAGUGUCCAAGGUGGCAUUUCAAGACAGAUAUAUUAGUCUGAAGCAGAAAUAUGCCAAGGCCUUGGUGGACGACUGGCGAGAAAACACGGACCCGCGCAAGCACGUGUUUGAGGACAUCGCCAUUGCCGCGUUCCUGAUUGAGUUCUGGAGCAAAAUAUACCCCGACAAGGAGCUGUUUGAGUUUAGAGAUCUUGGCUGUGGAAACGGCCUUUUGGUGUAUCUGCUCACCAUGGAAGGCUAUACAGGCGUAGGAAUCGACGCGAGAGCGCGCAAGUCGUGGAAAAUGUACCCUCCCGAGGUGCAGAGCAAGCUGAAGGAGCAGGUUAUCAUCCCCAGCGUGCUUUUGAGACCGCAUCCUGUUGCCAGAGCACAUUAUUUUUCCGACAACGGUAGAGUGUUCAGGGUGCCUGUGGACAAGAAAUUACCCGACGACCUGGGACUCACAGAGAAACACCAGCUGGUAGAGAUGUUCACGGCAGGCGAUCUGCUUAGCUCUCCACAGGUCAACGCGGCCGAGUUCCCUAAAAACACAUUUAUCAUCGGCAACCACUCCGACGAGCUCACCACUUGGAUUCCCCUGCUCGGAUACCCGUUCAUGGUGAUUCCGUGCUGCUCGCAUAACCUGAACGGCGAAAAAGUGCGGUAUCCCGCCAUCAAGAGCAUCUCACAGGCCAACUCCGUCACCUCGUACACCUCCACCUCCAGAUACGCUACGCUUGUAGAUCACGUGGAGUACAUUGCUACCAUUUUUGGGUGGCAGGUGGAGCGCGAGAUGCUCCGAAUCCCCUCCACGAGAAACGCGGCGCUGAUCGGCUACCGGCCCAACAACUUCCUCCCCAAGUCGAUCUACGAGAUCAUCGCCAUGGAAGGCGGUGCAGACCGAUGGGUCGAGAAUACGCUCUCGCUGAUGAAACGGCCUCCUAGAAAUCAUUAA